This is a messenger RNA of Penicillium concentricum, 603 nucleotides long. RefSeq lists its product as uncharacterized. The record is from RefSeq and is a predicted model, not a curated record. The transcript has a single exon. NCBI's taxonomy places the organism in Eukaryota, Fungi, Ascomycota, Eurotiomycetes, Eurotiales, Aspergillaceae. The coding region runs from base 1 to 603 and encodes 200 amino acids.
AUGGAGUCAAAAGUUCAGUCGGUAGCAACCACAGCAUUUGCUAAAAUAUUCGAUGCCUGGACUGGCAACGAUGAUGUCGAUUACCCGCUUCUUUCCACAUCCCCAGCCUUAGUAAGAGACGAUACUGGGAGUGCGAAAAAGGCAGACCUUUCCUGGACCCCUUCAUCCUUGCCCAUUGGGCGAAAAACAAAAUGGCCUACCUUCGCGGUAGAGAUGGCUUGGUCGGAACGCCGCCACAAGAUAGAGACAGAUAUGGUAUUUUGGCUAUGUCAAAGCAAUGGAGAUGUGAAAGCCGCUAUGUCAACCACAGUACACAGUCGUGGCAGAAUCUCAUUUGAAAUAUGGGAUCUCAGACGUGCUCCUCAGGGUGUAAAUCCAUUCCCCUUUCCGUCGCAGAGAAUGGAAAUUGUCAGAAAUCCUGCGCCCAAUCGUCCAAAGAUCGAUGGACGCAUCGAAAUACCGUAUGAAGAUAUCUAUCUUCAACAGAAGGGAGCCAAUGAUACGAACUUCAUUCUCACAGAUGAGGACGUCACAAAAAUUGCCAAAAAAAUAUGGAUUGUCCAAUUCGGUCUAGAGGAGCAUCGUGGUUCUAGCUCUCGCUAA